AUGUCUCAAAACGUUAGUCAGGUCGUCUUCUUCCGCGUCAAAUCUUCCGUCAAGCCCGAAGACCCGUCCAGUGAAGAAGGCGAGGCUCUGCUGAGGGUAUUCCGCGCAACCAAAUUGCAAAGCGGCCAUGAGAACUCAGCAUGGGGACGCACCUCCGAAGAUGAAGACACUAUCGUCUGGGUUGUAGACUGGACCGACGCUCGCAGCUCAAUAAACAUUCAACAGCUCGACCCUUUUCUGGCUCCAGACAAUCCCCAGCCGCCGUCGUCACUCCGAGUUACGUUUAGCCCGACACUCUCCAGCACAGGCACACUGACCAGAAACCCGGUGACUGAGCUAUGCACGCUGUCGUUCCCUACCGAUCUGGAUGUACCAGCAGUGAAGAAGAUCAACGCGGACUUGAUUAGCUUCCGCACCGCGCUGGUCGAGCAAUUGCCACAGUCGGCAGGGCCGCGGUCGUGGUCAAUGGGGCAUGUCGACCGGCCGAGUAAGCUACCGCACGAGAAGAGUCCAACUGGGCAAGCUUUCGCGCACCUCCUCGUUGUUGGCUGGGAUAGUAUAGAUGCGCAUCUCAAAGCUAAGGACACGGAGAAGUUUGUCCAAAGUAUUGCGCCUCUGAGGGAGAAGAUGCUGCCGCCUAUUCCUGGGUUGGAGAUGAAACAUGUCAGUUUUCAAAAGAUUGAGGGAUAA
Penicillium griseofulvum is the source of this 690-nucleotide messenger RNA. RefSeq lists its product as uncharacterized. The transcript has 2 exons. Lineage: Eukaryota; Fungi; Ascomycota; Eurotiomycetes; Eurotiales; Aspergillaceae. The record is from RefSeq and is a predicted model, not a curated record. Bases 1 to 690 code for a protein of 229 amino acids.